Molecule: messenger RNA, 1792 nt
Organism: Macrobrachium nipponense
Lineage: Eukaryota; Metazoa; Arthropoda; Malacostraca; Decapoda; Palaemonidae
Product: cytochrome P450 3A29-like
Exons: 8
Coding region: 884-1792 (302 amino acids)
Molecular function (GO): oxidoreductase activity, acting on paired donors, with incorporation or reduction of molecular oxygen; iron ion binding; steroid hydroxylase activity
Source: RefSeq, a predicted model, not a curated record
UACAGGAAAACCUUUCACCUUACUUUGUUAAAAGAAAUGUCAUUUUCUUACCAAUUGUUAACGGCUUUCUCCGAGAAGGGCGAAUUAAUUUACUAUCCCAUUGUGUCAAUUUAAUUGGAAAUGAACCUCCACUUGAACUAAAUGAACUGCAUAAAAUACAGAAAAGGAGACCUGUAAUUUGCCUGGUUUUGUAAAGUAGCAAAGAAAAGAGACCUCGGCAGUUACCCAGUGAUCCUGAUUAGAGAGAAUCAAUAUGACCGUACCUAAUUUUGCCACAACCAAAUUCACCGCUACCUUUAGCACAUUUACUGUCUUAUAUUUUCCUUUUCAUGAUUAUAUUUUUUCAGGCUCAUAGAUUCACAAGAGCAUCUGAAUCCUCAACAAAGGCAGGAAGAAAUUAAGUAUAGACCUGUGGCGUGAUUGUAAGUUCAGUGGAGGAGACAUGCAGGAGGAAUAAGCGUUACACACUUGGACAUUUCCUUUAUUGUGCCUGACCCAGUUAUGUGUUUGACAAUUGUGCCUGACCUAGUUAUGUGUUUGACAAUGGUGCUUACUUGCCCGUGGCAGCCACAACGUUUAGAUGCAUGCAGAAGGAAAUCUUGUGAGGUUAUGUUCUUCUAGACUGAGUGUGAAGGAACUUGAUAAUUGAAACCAUUUGACAUUAAUCAAUAUAAUAUCAAAUAUUGCAAUUUAACCACCCAUCAAAUUUUCUUUGUGUAAUCAUUUGCCUCGUUUUUUAUUUUGUUUAUUUCUUAAAACUGACAUACAUAGUAAACAGAUGAUAUGUUAAGUUGAAGAUCACUUUUUGAAACAAUUAAAGUGAAAAUCAAGACGAGAAGUCAAGACAGAAAAGACAGCAGAUUUAAUUUAUCACAUCAAGAGAAUGGAUGGCCUUUUUGGAUGGCUGUUCUUGGAUCUAUCAGCCUCGACAUGGGCAACUUUGUUUUUAGUCGCCACUGUGAUUGGGAUAGCAAUUAUAGAACGAUGGUGGCACAUGGGAAAACUUGAACGUCUUGGUUAUACAGGUCCUCCCAAAAACUUUCUGUUUGGAAACCUGAAGGAAAUAGCUGCCUUGAAUACCAAUUUCCAAGAUGGUUGGAAAGAGAUCAUUGACAAAUAUGGAAGUCAGGUGGGAAACUUAGAAGGCAAAUCAAUGGCACUCUACACUGGCAGAGUACCUUGUAUUAUCGUCACAAAUCCAGAAGUCAUAAAAUAUGUCGGAAUCCGUGCCUUUGAGAAAUUCAGAAACAGGUCGUUCAGGUUAAUACUCAAUAAGGAUUUGCUCUCCCUUCGAGACGACCAUUGGCGAUCUGUGAGAUCCACACUCAGCCCAAGCUUCUCCCAGGCCAAGAUGAAGCUUGUUCGGCGGACAGUUGAUGCAUUGCAGCUGAUGCUGGAAGCAGCCCAACUCGUUUCCUCAGAGGAGGCCGAGAAGAAGAGUCCAAAGACCAAUUCCAGUGUUAAUCUCAGCAAUGGGAAAGAAGAAGGUGGAGGAAAGCGACUGCAGAAUGGCAGAAAACUGGACAAAAGGGAACCGAAAAUGACGGAGGAGGAAUUGGCAGAAAAUGCCAUCUUUUUCCUAUUAGCUGGAUACGAGACGAUUUCCACUAUGCUUUCCUACACGACGUAUUUGCUGGCCAAGCACCCAGAUGUCCAGCAACGCCUCUAUGAGGAGAUUGUCCAGCAUCUCAGUAAGGAGGAGGUAGUUACUUAUGACACGAUCAACCAGCUGGAGUAUCUAGACAUGGUUGUGAAAGAGUCAUUACGAAUGUAUCCACCAAUAGUAACGUAG